AUUAAUGAUAGAUUAAAUAGAAAAGAAUAAAACAUUAGAUAAUUUCAAAAGAUACUUUGGAGCUACGCGAUAAAUUUCCGGCAGCUUUUAAAGUGUUCACACGGAAAAUAAAUAAUUUCUUAUAAUAUAAUCUAUUUUUAAUAGUUUCUUAUAGUAUAUUUCGAUUGAAAUACACUAAAGAUGGGAGAAGAUAAAAGUAUGGAAUCAUCUUCAGGAGGAGAUGAACUGUCUAAGAAGGCUCUUAAGAAACAACAGAAAGAAGCAGAGAAAGCAGCAAAGAAAGCUGAACGUAAAGUUCAAAAUCAAGCACAACAAGAAAUGAAUCAAGAAGAUGUAUCAGUUGGAAAAUAUGGAGAGAUGGGGUUGAUACAAAGUAAAGAAAAAUACUCAGAGAGAAAAUUUAUUGACAUUAAAAAUUUGAAACCUGAGCUAGAGAAUCAGACUGUAUGGCUGAGAGGUCGUUUGCACACUAGUCGUGCCAAAGGUAAACAGUGUUUUAUUGUUUUAAGACAACAAUCAUCUACAGUGCAAGGUUUGGCUGCAGUAAAUGAAACAAUUAGCAAGCAAAUGAUUAAAUUUAUAUCUAAUAUUACUAAAGAAUCAAUUGUGGAUGUAGAAGCAGUCGUAAAACGCGUGCCUUCUAAAAUUGAAUCAUGUACACAGAAAGAUGUAGAGGUUCAUAUCGAAAAAGUUUUUGUAGUAAGUGCUGCAAAACCACAGUUACCUUUACAAAUUGAAGAUGCAUCAAGACCUGUAACAGAAGCAGAUGAAAAUACUCUUAAUAUUAAAGUAAAUCAAGACACUAGAUUAGAUAAUAGAGUCUUAGAUCUCAGGACUCCAGCUAAUCAAGCUAUAUACAGAGUAGAAGCAGGCAUUUGUAAGUUAUUCAGAGACAUUCUCACAAGUAAAGGUUUUGUUGAAAUUCAUACACCAAAAAUCAUAUCUGCAGCAAGUGAAGGUGGAGCAAAUGUAUUUACGGUGUCAUAUUUUAAAGGAAAUGCUUAUCUAGCACAGUCUCCUCAACUUUACAAGCAAAUGGCGAUAGCAGCCGAUUUCGACAAAGUUUUUACUGUAGGAGCAGUUUUUAGAGCUGAAGAUUCCAAUACACAUAGGCACUUAACGGAAUUUGUUGGAUUGGAUUUAGAAAUGGCAUUCAAAUAUCAUUACCAUGAAGUAAUUGAUACUAUUGGGCAGUUAUUUACCGAGAUGUUUAAAGGUCUUCGCGACAAUUACGCUGCUGAUAUCGAGGCCGUUCGUCAACAAUAUAAUGUCGAGCCUUUCAAGUUUUUAGAUCCGCCUCUGAAGUUAGAAUUUAGCGAUGCAAUUGAAUUAUUGGCAGAAGCUGGUGUAACUUUAGGCGAAGAAGAUGAUUUGUCUACACCAGAUGAAAAACUGCUGGGUAAACUUGUCAAGGCAAAAUACGAUACUGACUUUUAUAUCUUGGAUAAGUAUCCGUUGGCAGUGAGACCGUUUUAUACAAUGCCGGAUCCUAAUAAUCCUAAAACAUCGAAUUCUUACGAUAUGUUUAUGCGCGGUGAAGAAAUUAUUUCAGGAGCGCAACGUAUUCACGAUCCUGAACUUCUUACCGAACGUGCGAAACAUCAUGGAAUUGACUUAGAAAAGAUAAGGUCGUAUAUCGAUGCGUUCAAAUACGGUUGCCCUCCUCAUGCCGGUGGUGGGAUUGGAAUGGAGCGUGUUGUUAUGUUGUAUCUUGGUUUAGAUAAUAUUAGAAAAGUUUCUAUGUUCCCUCGCGAUCCUAAGCGUAUUACUCCAUAAAUUUUAAACUGCUUAUAUAAUGUUAUUUUUAAGUAUAUAACGUAUAUAAUUGUGCAAUUAUUU
Molecule: messenger RNA, 1839 nt
Organism: Osmia lignaria (orchard mason bee)
Lineage: Eukaryota; Metazoa; Arthropoda; Insecta; Hymenoptera; Megachilidae
Gene: AspRS
Product: aspartyl-tRNA synthetase
Biological process (GO): aspartyl-tRNA aminoacylation
Cellular component (GO): aminoacyl-tRNA synthetase multienzyme complex; cytosol; cytoplasm
Molecular function (GO): ATP binding; aspartate-tRNA ligase activity; RNA binding
Source: RefSeq, a predicted model, not a curated record